Messenger RNA from Linnemannia hyalina, 522 nucleotides. The record is from the annotation of a GenBank genome assembly. Lineage: Eukaryota; Fungi; Mortierellomycota; Mortierellomycetes; Mortierellales; Mortierellaceae.
AUGGGUACUGCCGCGGGGUCGAUCCACCUCUGGGAUGUUGCUCAGUCGGUGGCGGAAGGAGAAACAGAGGAGGAGCCCGGUGUUUUGGUCCAGCUGUUGGAGAGUCCCCAGGAGAUCAGCGCGCUUGCCUACUCGCCUUGCGGUACCUGGAUCGCCUCUGGCAGCAUUGACAAGACCGUUCGACUCUGGCAUCGCCAAUCGGAGGAAGAGAACACCUGGUCGUGUGUGUCUGUGGUCCGUGGGUUCUUUGGAUGUAUUCUGGAUGUCAUCUGGAACCCGGUUGUGCCGAUGGAGUUUGCGACGGCUUGCAAGGAUGGGUCUGUUCGCGUGUGGGGCGUGUCGCCGGGAGUUGGUGGUAAAAAUGUGAGUAAGGAGGAAGGGGUUGAGGUUCAGUACCUGUGGGGCACUGAUUUAGGGAUCUUGUGUGCGGCGGAUAUGAAAUUGGAUGGAGUUGAGGGGCUUGACUUGAUGAACCGCAAGCUGUUGGUUCAACGCGGUGCAGUUGAGGUUUUGGAGGCGUGA